GGAAUUAUUGUAUUGAGGAAAAGAUAAACUGGGGAGAGUUAGGCGUUUUUGAGAGACUGUGUGUUUUUGGCUCUGAUGCUGACUUGCCUUGAAUGAUUCAUCUUUUACAGGGAUUAUGGAUUCAGUGUAUGCUUUGCAUUUCCCUUCGUCAUAAAAGCAAUGACAACUAGUUUAUCACAGAAUGGCCAUGAUGUAUUAUAUCUUUUAAAAAUACGUUAAGAUUUUUUCAUUUCAAAUAUGUUUAUAAUACGAUUUCUAGUGGGCGUUAUCACUAUAAUUUUUACAUCCAAUGAGCAAACAAUACACUCUCAGAAACCCGCCUCCUUGUGGUUGCCAUGCCUACAAUAUAGUUCUCCCUCAGUAGUGAUUGACGUUAGAUUCAGUCAAUGAGGUCAGUGGUAGGCGGGAGUUUGUUAUCGUACUGAACUGCCUGGCGAAUUUCUCGCUACUAUUAAAUCUCCCUGGGUACACGCUUCGUUUGGACCUAGGCAGGUGAAUGAUUUGGAAUGGAUAAUGUACUAUAAAGGUUAUCAGGAAUCCACGAACAGAUCAUUUUGAACCCAUUUGAGCAACGAUGGCCUUCUUCCAGAAUAACUUCUGGGGGGAGAAGAACGCCGGCUUCGACGUGCUCUACCACAACAUGAAGCACGGCCAGCUCGCCACCAAGGAGCUGGUGGAGUUCAUCAGAGAGAGGGCUGCCAUCGAGGAGACCUACUCCAAGUCCAUGAGCAAGCUGGCCAAGAUGGCGUGCAACGGAAGCCCUCUGGGGACCUUCGCCCCCAUGUGGGACGUGUUCAGGGUGUCGUCCGACAAGCUGGCUCUCUGCCACCUGGAGCUGAUGAGGAAGAUGAACGACCUCAUCCGGGACAUCAACAAAUACGGGGACGAGCAGGUCAAAGUUCACCGGAAGACCAAGGAGGAGGCGGUGGGGACUCUGGAGGCCGUGCAGGCCGUGCAGGUCCAGAGCGGCCACCUGCAGAAGGCCAGGGAGGGCUACCACAGCAGGUGUGUGGAGCUGGACCGCCUCCGCAAGGAGGGAGCGCCUCACAAGGAGCUGGAGAAGGCGGAGAUGAAGUCGAAGAAGGCGGCGGAGGUGUUUGCGGCGUGCGUCGAGAAGUACAACCGUGUGGGAGGCGACUUUGAGCAGAAGAUGACAGAGUCGGCCCAGAAGUUCCAGGAGAUAGAGGAAGCCCACCUGAGGCAGAUGAAGCAGCUGGUGAAGGCAUACUCCCACUCGGUGGAAGACACGCACGUCCAAGUGGGCCAGGUCCACGAGGAGUUCAAGCAGAACGUGGAGAACAUCGGCAUCGAGAACCUCAUCCAGAAGUUUGCGGAGCAGAAGGGCACAGGCAAAGAGAAGCCAGCUCCGGUGGGGUUUCAGGACUACAUGACCGCUCUGGUGCCAGAGGGAAUUAAGAAGAGUCGAGGGAAGGCCUUCAGGAUCCCUGGGCUGGGCAAGAGGGAGAAAGAGCCCGACUCUACGGAUUCCGCCGUGAUGGAAACCCCGAACUCACCCCUGGAGGUGGACGACGAGGGUUUUGUCAUCCGAGCAGACUCCAGCCAGAACGGCUGCUCUGAGGACAAGGAGAACAACUUCUACUCGAGCGACUCGGACUUUGACGACGAGGAGCCCAAGAAGUUCCACAUCCAGAUCCGUCCGGUGGGCGCCCGUGGCAACCCGGUCGCCACGGAGAAGGAGCUGAAGGCCACCGUGGUGGCUCUCACGCUGCCCCCCAACCGAGGGGUGUCAGUCAAGCGUCAUCUCUCUAGAAACUCCAGCACCACCGGGGGACGGUCCGAAGGGGAGGGAGAGGGCGCCCCCAUCGGGGAAGGAGAACCCGACGGCCUACGCCGAUCCACCUCUAGUCCUGAUCACAGCAGGUUGCGUCAGACUCCAGGUGCAGACAGCCUCUUCGGCCCCUCCUUGGAGUCAACCUUCAAGUCGAACAGCUUCGCCGGCAGAGAGCAGCUGAAGAGAGCUCUGGGAGUCUCGUCUGAAUACGCUGCCUUCUCCUCCGACUCCUCCUCCCCUGAGAACGUGGAAGACUCCGGUCUGGACUCGCCUUCCCAUCAGCCCCUGGGGCCCUCCCCCGAGCCGGCGGGUUGGGCGGCGUGGCCGGCUGCGGCUCACAGCAAGGAGAAACCAGUGCUGGGCAGGCCCACGGACCCCUUCCUCGCCCCUUUCCGGGAGCCCUCCCCCGGACGCAGCCCCCACCCCCUGGACGACCCGGCCAGCGUCUGGGGUGCCGGGCCUCGGUCUCCCCGCGGCCCCCCUGACCCGGAGCCCUCCACCCUGCGCGCCCCGGCCUUCUCCCAGGCCCCUGCCUUCUCCCAGGCCCCUGCCUUCUCCCAGGCCCCGGCCUUCUCCCAGGCCCCUGCCUUCUCCCAGGCCCCGGCCUUCUCCCAGGCCCCUGCCUUCUCCCAGGCCCCGGCCUUCUCCCAGGCCCCUGCCUUCUCCCAGGCCCCUGCCUUCUCCCAGGCCCCUGCCUUCUCCCAGGCCCCUGCCUUCUCCCAGGCCCCUGCCUUCUCCCAGGCCCCGGCCUUCUCCCAGGCCACGGCCUUCUCCCAGGCCCCUGCCUUCUCCCAGGCCCCUGCCUUCUCCCAGGCCCCUGCCUUCUCCCAGGCCCCUGCCUUCUCCCAGGCCCCUGCCUUCUCCCAGGCCCCGGCCUUCUCCCAGGCCCCUGCCUUCUCCCAGGCCCCGGCCCCCUCGGAGAUGGAGCCCAGCGUGUGGAACUGCAAGCUUAUCCCCCCGGAGGACCCCUUCCUGGCUGCCUUCGAGCGGACGGCCCCCCUGGAGACCCCGCCCCACCCCGACGCCUGGGCCCCCCCGCCCCCGCGCCUGUCCCGGGAUGGCAGGGGCCUGGAGGCCCGAGGGGGAGACCCCUUCUCCGUCUCCCUCUCCUCCGACAGCAAGACCCUCCCCUCCUCCUCCGCCCUGCGCAGGGACAGGGACAGGAAGCGGGACCGCAGCGUCCCGCCCCCAGACUCUCCCGACGACCCGUUCGCCAUCACCAUGAUUGGCAGUCCCACCCACCAAUCGACGCUGGCCGCUGCGGCAGCGGUCCUCCCCCACAGCAGCAGCAGAUUAGUCCCUACCUCAAGCUCCGCCCCCGCAGCCCAGCCCAAGAAGGAGCCGGUUCACUGGAACUCAGUCCACAACCCCUUCAGCGAGGGGGGGGCAGUGGGCCCCCAGGCCCCGGGCGGAGGGGGACAGGAGGGGGGCAGGAAGCAGCGGGCCCCCGUCGCGGACAGCGAGCCACGCAGGAACGCCCCGCCUCUCACGAGGCAUUCUGGGCCGCAGGAGGACCUGUGCUUCUCUACGGACAAGGACCAGGACUGUCUGGACCUGAACGCACAGCCGGCGUGUAGCAGGAGCUCACACAAAGGCUCCAAGCACAACUUCAGGCAGGACAGCGCUGAGCUGCUGGUGGCUGCUCCUCCCAGAACCACCCGGGCCAAGAGGUCGUCCGGGCGACUGAGCGGCUGUGAGAGGUCUAGGUCUGUGUGCUCCUCCCCCCUCCCGGAGCCCAGCCCCCCCCUCACCACCUCCUCCUCCUCCUCCUCCAGCCCCAGUGAGUGGGGGGCUCAGCCCCACGCCCCCAGCCCCGCCGGGGGGGGCCAGCCCUCACCCCUGCCCUACCAGCCCCAGGAACACCCCCGGAGCCACUUGCACCUGUCUCGCGGGCCGAGCCCCAUCUCCCUGAGUACCCAGGAGGCGUGGCCUGUGGCUGCGGCCAUCACAGAGUACAUCAACGCUUACUUCAAGGGUGGACAGCACAACCGCUGUCUGGUGAAGAUAACAGGAGACCUUACCAUGUCCUUCCCUGCUGGAAUCACUCGCAUCUUCACUGCCAACCCCAACGCCCCCGUGCUCAGCUUCCGAUUGGUCAACAUCUCUCGAUUGGACCACUUCUUGCCCAAUCAGAAACUGCUCUAUAGCGACCCGUCCCAGAGUGACCCAGACUCCAGGGACUUCUGGUUCAACAUGCCGGCCCUGAACGUGUUCCUGCAGAGGGAGGCGGAGCUCAGCCCGCAGGCCUCCUACUACAACGUGGCCGUUCUCAAGUACCAGUCCUCCUCCCAGGACCCCGGCCGCGCCCCCCUCCUGCUGUCUGCAGAGUGCCAGCGCAGUGGCACCGUCACGCGGGUGUCCCUGGACUACCACUGCUGCCCGGCCACCGCCCCCUCCACCCAGCUCACGUCCGUCCAGGUGCUGCUGCCCCUCGACCACACCGCCACUGACCUGCAGUGCCAGCCGCCCGCGUCCUGGAACGCAGAGGAGAGACGUCUGCUGUGGAAGCUCCCCAGCAUCUCCCCCACCAACCACAGCAAAGGCUCUGGGACUCUGUGUGCCAGCUGGCAGUGCCUGGAGGCUCCCCGCGGCCCUGCACCCAGCCUGGCGGUCCAGUUUGUGGGCUCCGGAGCCUCUCUGUCGGGCAUGGACGUGGAGCUGGUGGGCAGCCGCUACCGGAUGUCUCUGGUCAAGAAGAGAUUUGCCACAGGGAAGUACAUGGCGGGCUGCUCGUUGUGAAGCAGGACGAGAGUUGGAGCACAGACCAUCUUUGGGACGUCCCGGAGAGAUACUGCACUUAGAAUCCUCUUGAACUGGAAACUGGAGGUAGAGGGAG
Molecule: messenger RNA, 4628 nt
Organism: Osmerus eperlanus (European smelt)
Lineage: Eukaryota; Metazoa; Chordata; Actinopteri; Osmeriformes; Osmeridae
Gene: fcho1
Product: FCH and mu domain containing endocytic adaptor 1
Exons: 27
Coding region: 575-4531 (1318 amino acids)
Biological process (GO): clathrin coat assembly; clathrin-dependent endocytosis
Cellular component (GO): cytoplasm; clathrin-coated pit; plasma membrane
Source: RefSeq, a predicted model, not a curated record